Homarus americanus (American lobster) is the source of this 1690-nucleotide messenger RNA. RefSeq names its product elastin-like. The transcript is spliced from 8 exons. The annotation marks the transcript as partial. The record is from RefSeq and is a predicted model, not a curated record. NCBI's taxonomy places the organism in Eukaryota, Metazoa, Arthropoda, Malacostraca, Decapoda, Nephropidae.
AUGCCCCCUGGGGCCCACCCAGGGGUGUCGGCGUCAAUAGGACCCCACCCAGGGGCGGCGGCGGACCCAGCGGCCCUCCCAGUUGCGAUGGUGCUCUCAGGGGCCCUCUCAGGGGUGACGGCGAUCCCAGGGGCUCUCCUAGGGGCCUUUUCAGGUGCGGCUGAGACCCCAAAGGCUCUCACAGGGGCAGCGGCGGUCUCAAGGGCCCUCCCAUUAGCAGGUGUGUCGGCGUUCAAAGGAGCCCACCCAGGCGUGACGGCGGACCGAGCGACCCUCCAAGUGCCGGCGGUGCUCUCAGGGACCCUCUCAGGGGUGACGGCGAUCCCAGGGGCUCUCCUAGGGGCCCUCUCAGGUGCGGGCCCUCCCAGGGGUGUCGGUAACCUGAGGGACCCUCCCAGGUGUGUCGGCGUCCAAAGGAGCCCACCCAGGCGUGACGGCGGACCGAGCGACCCUCCAAGUGCCGGCGGUGCUCUCAGGGACCCUCUCAGGGGUGACGGCGAUCCCAGGGGCUCUCCUAGGGGCCCUCUCAGUGCAAAACCAACUGCUCCCAGUGACUCUAUAGGGACAAUGCCCCCUGGGGCCCACCCAGGGGUGUCGGCGUCAAUAGGACCCCACCCAGGGGCGGCGGCGGACCCAGCGGCCCUCCCAGUUGCGAUGGUGCUCUCAGGGGCCCUCUCAGGGGUGACGGCGAUCCCAGGGGCUCUCCUAGGGGCCUUUUCAGGUGCGGCUGAGACCCCAAAGGCUCUCACAGGGGCAGCGGCGGUCUCAAGGGCCCUCCCAUUAGCAGUUGUGUCGGCGUCCAAAGGAGCCCACCCAGGGGUGACGGCGGACAGAGCGACCCUCCAAGGGCCGGCGGUGCUCUCAGGGGCCCUCUCAGGGGUGACGGCGAUCCCCGGGGCUCUCCUAGGGGCCCUCUCAGGUGCGCUAGAGACCCCAUGGGCCCUCGCAGGGACAGAGGCGGUCUCAAGGGCCGUCCCAGGGGCGGGGGAGGCGCCCCUCCAGGAGCCCUAUAGCUUGCUUGGUCAUGGUAAGCUACAUCCAAAGGACACCCAGGUGACGAGGACAGCACUCUCCAAGGGGCUGGCGGUGCCUCUAGGCCCCUUAGUGACAAGAUCCCAGGGCUCUCCUAGCCUCCUCAGUGCAAAACCAACUGCUCCCAGGGACUCUAUAGGGACAAUGCCCCCUGGGGCCCACCCAGGGGUGUCGGCGUCAGGAGGAGCCCACCCAGAGGCGGCAGUGGACCCAGCGGCCCUCCCAAGGGCGAUGGUGCUCUCAGGGGCCCCCUCAGGGGUGACGGCGAUCCCAGGGGCUCUCUUAGGAGCCUUUUCAGGUGCGGCUGAGACCCCAGGGGCUCUCGCAGGGACGGCGGUGGGGCUCUACAAGGAAAGAGAUCCCUGGGGCCCUCCCAGGGGUGUCGGUUCCCCUAGGAGCCCUCCGAGGGCCCUUCCCAAGGGAGGUGGCGCCCCAAAGGGCGUUCAAGGAACGGCGGCGGACCCAGGGUCCCUCCCAGGGGCAGCGGCGACCCCACGGGCCUUCCUAGGGGCAACGGUUACCCCUGGGGUCCUCCCAGGGGCGUCGGCGACCCCAGGGGCCAUUUCUGGGGCUUUGGCGUCCCAAUGGGCCAUCCCAGGGGCACCAACACCCCCAGGAGCUCUCCCAGGGACCGCGGCGCUUCAAGGGCCCUCCAAGG